AUGAAGAUCCAGAACAUCGGGGAAGAGUCCAUCCACAACAUCUGCAGCAGCCAAGUGAUAUUCACGCUCAGCAGUGUAGUAAAGGAGCUAGUAGAAAAUAGCAUAGACGCAGAUGCAACAGAAAUAAAAAUAAAGCUAGUCGAAAAUGGGAUCAAAUUAAUACAAGUUAAUGACAAUGGGGCAGGAAUUAAAAAGUCAAAUUUUGAAAAUGUUUGUGCCAGACAUGCCACGUCGAAGAUUACUGAAUUUGAGGAUAUACACAGUUCAUUGAAUACAUUAGGGUUCAGAGGGGAAGCAUUAAAUUCCUUGUGUAUGUUAAGCGAUCUACACAUUGUGACGAAGCAUGAUGAAAGUAGCCACGGGUAUUUGCUAACAUUUGACAGCCUUGGGAGACUAAGUCAUGAAGAGCCAAUCGCACGAUUAAGAGGAACGACAGUAAGUUGUGAAAAUAUUUUUAAAAAUAUCCCCAUAAGGAAAAAAGACUUUAUAAAAAAUAUAAAAUCGCAGCUCUCAGAUUUGCUUCUCCUUAUGCAACAGUACGCCAUUAUUUAUUCUCACAUAAAAUUUUCCAUUCAAAAUGUCGUCACAGUGAAGGGGAAUGUGAAAAAUAUGAAUAUGCUAUUAACAAACGGUGGGAAGGAAAGUAUUAAAAAUAGUGUACACACAAUAUAUGGGAAGAGGAACAUUGGUAAUCUGAUCGACUUCAAUAUAGACUCAGAAGAGUGGAAGUUACGGGCAUACAUAAGUGACAACAACAGUGGAAGGAGAGAUAGAGACAUCCAAUUUUACUACAUUAAUAGUAGACCAAUACAUGUGUUAAAAAAUGUGAAUAAAAUUAUAAACUCCAUUUAUAAGGAAUUUAAUAGUAGGCUGUACCCCAUCAUUAUUUGUAACAUCCUUUCUGAUACCAAAAAUUUUGACAUAAAUGUAACGCCAGAUAAGAGAGAGGUUUUUUUUAUUUACGAAAAUGAAUUGUGUGAGAAGAUCAAGACGUGUUUGGUUAGUUUGCUUACCCCGAAAACUAGCCAACUGGUCGAUACGCACAUCGGUGAUUAUUUUUUGAAGGCCAACAAUAUACAGCUCCCCAUCAUGGGGGUUACUUCCAAUGAUAGGCGAAUGUUGGACCGACCUAAAGAAGAAGAUACCAUUGGAGAGGUACCCCACGGGGGAUUCCCCGCAAGCGAACCGAUUCAAAUUGGCCAAAAUGUGAAAAAGACAACACCUUCCUGGGAGGGCUCUUCCACCGGGGGAAGCUUCUCCGAGGGGGAAAGACAUAGUACUACUGGGGGUGUCAAGGAGGAGUUAUCUAUGGCACAGCAGGGUCUCCAAAAUGGAAGCGACGGAGAUGGGCAUGUGGACCAUGUUAGCCAAGUUGACCAUGAACAGACGAAUGUGUGGCCUCCGCAAAGAUCGGACGAUUACGAACCAAAGUUGUGUGUGCAAGUGAAGGAGGAGCUGCAGGAGGAAGAGUGCACCCCCCCCUUUGACUCGAGUGAGCAAUUUUUUGGCACUCCUUUCGUUAAGGAGGAGAAUAGAUCUCCCGAGCAAGUGGACCUCCCGGGCAGAUAUCAUCGAGCGGGGCGAGCACAGCAGGGGUGGCAAGUCGAAGGAUCCGUUCCGAAGAAAGACCCUCAGGGGGACACUCCACAGGAGGAAGCACCAAUUGUGCAAGCGUACGAGUACCAGCUGGGGGACGGUUCGACGGAGGAGGGGUGCGAGCUCGAAGAUCACCCCAGUGCACAUGCGUUCGACUUUAAGUUGGAAGAUUCGCCCAAGUUAUGCGUUCAGGAGUACCAACUGGAGGAUAUGCCUAACGUGUCCGUUCAAGAAUAUAAGUUGGAAGAUUCUCCUAAAUUGUGCGUUCAGGAAUAUAAGUUGGAGGACCCGCCUAUGGCUGACUCCUACGAGUGUAAACUGGAGGACAAAGGCGAUAGUCCCCACUACGACAUAAUCCACAGGGAUGGUAACGACUCUGGUGGGGAAGAACUCAAGCCACAAAGCCAACCUGAAGAAGGGAGUCCAAACAGAAUGGUAGACCCACCCAAUCCCGCCCAUUACACCUUCGAACAAUUAAAAGAGAACAUAAAAAGUAGCUGCAUCAAAAGCAUCCCCAUAGACAUCAACAUGUAUAUCAACAGGGAGCAAAUGAAGAGCGGGUUCGAUUAUGACCAGAUCCAUGUGGUAAAUUUAACAAAUAGCGAAAAAAUUAAAAAUAUAAUUUUUCCAAAGGGGAAGGAAGAAGAGAAGGCCAACAACUACCUGUGCCUAACUGAUAAGAAGCAGGUUAAUGAAUACGCGGAUUUGUUUAACGGCAGCUUGAGCAUAAAGGAGGCAGCCGGGGGGGAAGGUCAGGUGGGAAGCAUCUCCGGAGCAAGCUCUAACGAAGACAUCAGCUUCAGCAACAUUGAUGAACGGCAGAAGGAUUUAUAUUUUAAGUCCAACUUAUUUGAAAAACUUAAAAUCUGUGGGCAAUUUAAUAAAGGCUUUGUCAUUUCUAAAAUUGACCUGUUGUACUUUCAAAGGGGUACUGGAGGAAAAGUGGCAAAUCAAGCAGAGUCUGGAGGGGAGGAAGGCGAUCCCCAGGGGAACAGCAGUUACGCGCUGUUCAUUAUAGACCAGCAUGCUGCAGACGAAAAAUCCAAUUUCGAAAAAUACAACAAAAUUUUCACCAUGAAGUCACAAAAGUUGAUUAGCAAAAUCGACUUGGAGUUGAGUCCUGCGCAAAUUUACAUCAUCGAAAAAAACUUGGAAAUAUUUUUGCACAAUGGUUUUGACGUGGAAAUUGUGGAGGAGCCCGCUCAGAAGAGGAGAAGAAUAAAAGGGGGCGAUACGACCGUUGCAACCGAUGCCAUGGAUGAGACGGACUUGGGGGAAGGUGUCCUGAUGGAAGUGAAGGUUUACUUGCUCUCCCUCCCCGUGUUCAACGGAAAGAUCCUGGAGGUUGAGGACUUCAUGUCCCUACUCCACCACUUGACAGAACACCCGAUAACCUACGACAAGGCCAAUUUCCAGAUGUUCAUACGGAACAAGGGCCAACCCAAUAAGAAGACGGACACCUGGUUUAACUACAACUUUCCGCGCCCCCAGAAGGUCUGGCGGAUCCUGGCCUCCAAGGCCUGCAGAAACGCCAUCAUGGUCGGAAAGACCUUGAACGUGCCCGAAAUGAUCAAGAUUAAAAAAAAACUUAGCGUGUUGAAAAACCCGUGGAACUGCCCCCACGGAAGGCCGACCAUCAAGUACAUUAUAAACGACAUGGACAUAAAAAGUUGCUUCGAAAAUUACUACAUAAAACUGUACGACGAAAUUACAAAUUUGAUUGUUACGAAGAAUUACGAUGCCUAUAAGUACCUCUUCCACAACCACGCCUUCUUUUUGAUUAUGUCUACCAAGCCGAUGCUCGGCCCGGUGCUGAAGUUUCAGUGA
This is a messenger RNA of Plasmodium coatneyi, 3423 nucleotides long. RefSeq names its product Mismatch repair protein pms1-like protein. Gene Ontology annotation, molecular function: mismatched DNA binding; ATP hydrolysis activity; ATP-dependent DNA damage sensor activity. The coding region runs from base 1 to 3423 and encodes 1140 amino acids. The record is from RefSeq and is a predicted model, not a curated record. Gene Ontology annotation, biological process: mismatch repair. Gene Ontology annotation, cellular component: MutLalpha complex. Lineage: Eukaryota; Apicomplexa; Aconoidasida; Haemosporida; Plasmodiidae. The transcript is spliced from 2 exons.